Molecule: messenger RNA, 1131 nt
Organism: Eurytemora carolleeae
Lineage: Eukaryota; Metazoa; Arthropoda; Copepoda; Calanoida; Temoridae
Product: ectin
Exons: 17
Coding region: 44-1075 (343 amino acids)
Source: RefSeq, a predicted model, not a curated record
AUGCAGUUAGAAAGCAAGAAUAUAGAUUCUGCAGUCGUGAAGAAUGUUUAGGAUAGAAGAGGGUAGAGCACCACUUUCCAGUUUUGACAGCCUGGAUAGUGAUUUGUUUAAAUCUUCAACCUCCUCACUAUGUAAAUCAAUCAAAUAUUCAGUUGCCAGUAACGAAGGUAAACUGGACUUAACUGAAACUAGUUUCUACGGAACUUAUCCUAAACUUCCGCCUCAUAAACCUAAACAGUGGAAUCUAGUGUAUUUUAGCUCUUUGCAAACUCAGAAGAACGAUAGAAUUGAUAAAAAUAACCAGAAAGAAGCACUUCAACCCUGUACUAGUGAGGUGAAACCUGUACCAUGUAAAUCUGGAGCAAUAGGGGUACUCAUGACAGUUUUCAAAAGGAAAAAAAGAAAAAAGGAAACAAAUUCAUGCGAGUCAGGAAAGUUGCUUGUAAAAAGUUCCGCAGUUCUUGGAUGCGGGCCUGCUUUUCCUUCCCUUGUAGCAGGAAUAUCAACGCCCGGAAGAAAGCAUACAGUCUGGGAAGAUUCAGCAUUUAUCAAGGAUUGUCUGGACUGGCAUAACCUGUUGAGAGCCAGGCAUGGAGUUAAACAGUUACAACUGGAUCCAGCUUUGUGUGAGAUGGCUUACUCGUGGGCAACUUUUCUUACAAGUAUUAAUGAGUUUUAUCAUCAAAAUUCAGAACAGCACGGUGAAAACCUGUUCCUGUGGCCUAAGCAAUACCUUCCUUCUAGUAGUACAUUAACCAGAAAUCUAUGUACCGAAGUUGAUGGGAAGUUUGUAGCCAUACAUUGGUACAGAGACCAUUGUACAUAUCCGUACACUAAACCUGUAGAUAUACUGCACAGCUACUCAAGUGAAUUUACUCAGAUGGUGUGGGCCUCAACCAAACUUUUUGGAGUGGGCAGAGCUAAAGGGGAAAAUGGGAAAUCAAUCAUUGUUGCAUACUAUUAUCCUAAGGGAAAUAUUCCUUCAAAAUUUCAUUUGAACGUGGUUCAGCCUAGAAAGUUCAGAGAAAAAAUUGAAAGGAUAAAGACGCCUCCUAAAGUUAGACUGAAGCUCUGACACCUUAAAACAUAAAUAAGAAUAAAUAUGUUAGAAAAAUAUAUAGUUACAUAUUU